Messenger RNA from Mobula hypostoma (lesser devil ray), 6887 nucleotides. Its product is annotated as sodium bicarbonate cotransporter 3-like. Gene Ontology annotation, molecular function: solute:inorganic anion antiporter activity; sodium:bicarbonate symporter activity; monoatomic anion transmembrane transporter activity. Gene Ontology annotation, cellular component: apical plasma membrane; plasma membrane; basolateral plasma membrane. Lineage: Eukaryota; Metazoa; Chordata; Chondrichthyes; Myliobatiformes; Myliobatidae. Bases 627 to 4403 code for a protein of 1258 amino acids. The transcript is spliced from 27 exons. Gene Ontology annotation, biological process: bicarbonate transport; transmembrane transport; regulation of intracellular pH. The record is from RefSeq and is a predicted model, not a curated record.
UUGUAGUUUGGUAGUAAUUUUCUUUGAAAUCUGAAGAAUCUCAGCUCAAAACAUUAAAUGCUCAUUUCUCUUCAGUAUUGCUCCAUAUUUCCAGCAUCUUCAGUAUUCCUAUGUCAAAUCUUUUUAAUGCCACUUUGGAUUUGAGAUGUGUUCGGUUUAAAAUAAAGAACUGUAGAUGCUGGACGUCUAAAAGAAAGGCUGAAAAGUGCCAGAUAUACAUCAAUGAUUUUAUGAAUAGUAUGCCAGACAAGCCACAAUAAUAAACCAAUUCCAAUUUCAGAUCCAAUACAUCUCUCAGCAGAUCGGGCAGUAACUAUCGAGACAGAGAAUGCUGCAAAUCAAUUUCCUUACAUCGGGGCUAUUGGCAAGUUUUGAUAUCAAUCAACAAGCGACCGGCUCGCAUUAACGUCAAUCAACUCUGUGAUUGACGUGAUUGGUAAGUCUCGCUGUCAAUCCUCAAGUGACUGCGAACGGAACCGGAGUGAUUGGCGUUCUCUCCGCCCCCUGUGGAGGACGCGGCCGCUGAUUGGAGGAGGUGCUGUCAGUUAGCGGCGGCCAGCGGCGGGGUGACAUCAGCAGCUCCGUCUAACCGACCGACGGAGACGGCAAUCGUACGCGAGGCGACCAUGGAGGAGGAUGGAGGAGAGCAGAUGAGACCUCUACUCACUGUGCGACACGAUGAAGAAGCUAUCGUGGAUUUGGGUAAAACGAGUACAAUUGUCAAUACAAACUUCGAGAAGGAAGAACUGGAGAGUCAUAGAGCAGUAUACAUUGGUGUGCACGUUCCGCUUGGUAAGCAAAGCCGAAGGCGUCACAGGCAUCGUGGACAUAAACAUCAUCAUAAGAAAAAGGGAAAAGAGAAAGAUUCAGAUAAAGAUGAUGGACGAGAGUCUCCCUCAUAUGAUACUCCAUCACAACGUGUCCAGUUUAUCCUGGGGAUAGAAGACGAUGAUGAGGAACAUAUGCCUCAUGAUCUUUUUACAGAACUGGAUGAACUUUGUUUCCGUGAUGGAGAAGAUUGUGAGUGGAAAGAAACCGCCCGAUGGCUGAAAUUUGAGGAGGAUGUGGAAGAUGGAGGGGAGCGAUGGAGUAAACCGUAUGUAGCUACCCUCUCUUUACAUAGUCUGUUUGAGUUGAGAAGCUGCAUAUUAAAUGGAACAGUCAUGCUGGACAUGAGAGCUAGUACCACGGAGGAAAUAGCAGAUAUGGUACUGGACAACAUGAUAGCAUCCGAGCAGCUGGAUGAGACCAUGCGAGAUAAAGUGCGCGAGGCACUACUGAGGAAGCACCAUCAUCAGAGUGAGAAGAAGCUGAGUAAUCGCAUCCCGAUAGUUCGCUCCUUUGCAGAUAUAGGCAAGAAACAUUCUGAUCCUCACUUGCUUGAACGAAAUGGGGAUGGCCUUUCUGCCUCCCGCCUUUCUCUCCGUGCUGGUCUGUCUGCCUCAAGUCUCUCAUUGAAAGGAGCUUCUCUUUUUUCCGUUCCAUUUGGCUCCUUGGUGCCUGGUUCCAAGAGUGGAUCUGUAGCAGGUUCAAGGUGCACCACUCCAGUUCCCACCCCUCAAAAUACACCACCCUGCAGUCCAAAACCUGAGCAUCGCUUUCGGGGUCAGAGCCAGUUGCUGGUGUCUUGUGCUGGUGAGGAUAUUCCUGAUGUGAUAGUCCAUCCCCCUGAAGAAGAAUUUGAGGUACAGGAAGGACAGGUGGAAACACGUGAAGAAUGUGGUGAACAUAAAACAGGAAUUCUAGCAUCUCCUCAAUCUGCACCAGGUAUUCUGGAGACCAAGAGCGUUGAAAACAAAUCAUCUUAUAGUAGUGCAAGUAGAGAAAACAGCACAGUGGAUUUCAGCAAGGUGGACAUGAACUUCAUGAAAAAGAUUCCAGCGGGCGCUGAGGCUUCUAAUGUCUUAGUGGGAGAAGUGGACUUCCUCGAGAGACCCAUAAUAGCCUUUGUUCGUCUGUCUCCUGCUAUUCUUCUCACAGGGCUCACAGAAGUUCCCAUUCCAACCAGAUUUUUGUUUCUUAUGUUGGGACCGUCAGGCAAAGCACAGCAAUAUCAUGAAAUUGGUAGAUCAAUAGCUACCUUAAUGACAGAUGAGAUUUUCCACGAUGUUGCCUAUAAAGCAAAGGAUCGUACUGACCUGCUGGCAGGAAUAGAUGAAUUUUUAGAUCAAGUUACUGUACUCCCCCCGGGUGAGUGGGAUCCUUCAAUACGAAUUGAACCACCAAAAUGUGUCCCAUCUCAGGAAAAGCGGAAAUUCCCUCCCGUUCCGAAUUGUUCAACGGUUACCAAUGGAGCCCCAAAUCACGAAGAACAUCAUACUGGGCCAGAACUAGAGCGUACUGGAAGGAUCUUUGGUGGCUUAAUCCGCGAUAUCAAAAGGAAGUGGCCAUUUUACCUGAGUGACUUCAAGGAUGCAAUUAGUUUGCAGUGCCUAGCUUCCAUUCUAUUCCUUUAUUGUGCUUGUAUGUCUCCUGUCAUCACUUUUGGCGGAUUGCUUGGGGAAGCAACAGAAAAUAGAAUAAGUGCAUUGGAAUCUCUCUUUGGAGCUUCAAUGACAGGAAUUGUCUAUUCUUUGUUUGCUGGACAGCCGCUGACCAUUUUGGGAAGUACAGGACCUGUGCUUGUGUUUGAAAAAAUAUUAUUCAAAUUCUGCAAAGAAUAUGAGCUUUCAUAUCUGUCACUCCGUGCCAGCAUUGGACUGUGGACUGCAUUUAUGUGUAUUGCAUUAGUUGCCACGGAUUCGAGUAGCCUGGUUUGCUACAUCACCCGCUUUACAGAAGAGGCCUUUGCUGCUCUGAUUUGCAUUAUAUUCAUUUAUGAAGCUUUGGAGAAGCUCUUUGACCUGGGAGAGAAGUAUCCAUUCAAUAUGAACACUAAUCUGGAGGCACUUACCCAAUACUCAUGUGCCUGUGCUGAACCAUCUAAUCCUUCCAAUAGUACAUUGAAGAUUUGGCACCAAAAUAAUAUAUCUGCAGAUAAUGUUGCAUGGGGGAAUCUCACAGUUUCAGAAUGCCAGACGUACGGUGGGAUGUUUGUUGGUCCAGCCUGUGGCCACCAUGGGCCUUAUGUUCCUGAUGUCCUCUUCUGGUCAAUCAUUUUAUUCUUCUCAACGUUUUUUCUUUGUUCCUUCCUGAAGCAGUUCAAAACUAAACGUUACUUUCCAACAAAGGUGAGAGCCAUCAUCAGUGAUUUUGCUGUGUUUAUUACCAUUCUUACUAUGGCAUUGAUCGAUUUUCUUGUUGGCGUACCCUCACCAAAACUUACAGUGCCCGACCGGUUUGAGCCUACUCGAAAAGACAGAGGUUGGUUUAUAGAUCCACUUGGACCGAACCAGUGGUGGACUAUGCUUGCUGCUCUUGUUCCAGCUUUGCUUUGCACUAUCCUUAUCUUCAUGGAUCAACAGAUCACUGCUGUUAUCAUCAACAGAAAAGAACACAAGCUGAAGAAAGGUUGCGGUUAUCACCUUGAUUUGUUGAUGGUAGCUAUUAUGCUAGGAGUGUGCUCAAUUAUGGGCCUGCCUUGGUUCGUGGCUGCCACGGUCCUCUCCAUCAGCCACGUCAACAGCCUCAAGGUAGAAUCAGAGUGUUCAGCACCUGGAGAACAGCCCAAAUUCUUGGGUAUCCGAGAGCAGCGAGUUACUGGCUUACUGAUAUUCGUUCUAAUGGGGCUGUCUGUCUUCAUGACUUCUGUUCUCAAGUUUAUCCCAAUGCCAGUUCUGUAUGGUGUCUUCCUUUACAUGGGGGCUUCUUCCUUGAAAGGAAUUCAGUUGUUUGACCGUUUGAAAUUAUUUGGGAUGCCAGCGAAACACCAGCCUGACUUGAUAUACCUACGCUACGUACCACUUUGGAAAGUGCACAUCUUCACUCUUAUUCAGCUUACCUGCCUUAUCCUGCUCUGGAUCAUUAAAGCUUCAGCUGCUGCUGUUGUCUUUCCUAUGAUGGUUCUUGCUCUUGUGUUUAUCCGUAAAUUGUUGGACUUCUGCUUUACGAAACGAGAACUUAGCUGGUUAGAUGACUUGAUGCCUGAAAGCAAAAAGAAGAAAUUGGAAGAUAUGCAGAAAAAGAAAAAAGAAACUGAAAAAACGAAGGAUGGAUCUAAACCAACGUGGGAAGCACAAAGAAUGCUUGAAGUUGCCGAAAGUGGGACAGUGCAGCUUCCCUUGGAAGGCGGUAACAUUUUGAAGAUACCUGUAAAAAGUAUUAAGUACAGCCCAGAUGAUCCUUCGGUCGUAAACAUAUCCGAUGAAAUGGCCAAUUCUGCUGUGUGGAAGGCUCUUGCUAUGAAUGCUGAAAAUGCAAAAGUUAUAAAACUUAAAGCGAGUCCUGAAAAUACAGAGGAUGUAAGAAUGAAUACUGAAGAGGUGCCCAGGAUAAAUGUCCUUGAUGCUGAAACCUCUGUAUGAUCUUUAAUGCUGAAAUCGCCACAUCUUCGUCAUCCAAGGCAGACUUCUCCUUGUGAAAGCAACUACUUGAGCCAUACAGAACCCUGGACCUUUUACAGGAAGUACGAAUGUUUGGCUUGCUCGGUGCGGUUUCUCGGUCAGCACGAAACUCUUCCGAAGAAGACUAUUUCACCCUAAUACAAUCCAGUUAUAUUGAUUGCAAUGCCAGCUACUAUUUUAAUCUUCACAUCCAUAAGCUCAAUUUUUAAUUUACAGUUUUGGCAUAAUACAAAAACAAGCAAUAGUCUCGCAAACAAUAAUUUGCUUUGUACUAAUAAUGAUAUUCUAUUUUAAAAAUGGAAAGGAGUGCGUAAUGAACAUAAGUAUAUCCUUUAUAUAGAAAUGUAUAAAUAUGCUGCUCCUUGACACAUGUCACAAUCUGUUUUAAAUGGGGAAUAUUUAUAUUCAGACAAUGAACCAAAUCUAUAUGACUGUAUCUCAUCAUUUAUUGGUGGUCCUCGAGAGUUUUGUUGUGGGGUAACUGUGAAGUUGUCUACAGUAACAGGCUUGCAAUAGGAUAUGAUAGAACAGAUAUUUAACUUGGUAUUUUGUACACAAGGGGUGUACACCUCGUGACUACAUUGAUGUGAUACUGCUUUUCAAACUAGUCUGUUGCCAUCUUUAUUUACAAAAUUGUUUAUCAGUAUUGCAGUACUGAUUAGAGACUUACGUGCAUCCAAACUGUUUACAUUUGACUUUUUAACAUGAUAAACUGUAGGCUUCAAUUCACAAUGCAGCUUGAUAUAUGUUUUAUUUAUUUUGUACUUAGAUUGUCAAAUUUAUUCAGAAAUUGUUAUGUUAUAUGGAAUAGAAAAAAUAUUUGGCUAAUUUUAUAAAGAUUUUUGUAGUUUUUUUGUCUUUGUACUUUGUAAAGUAACCUCUUUCUAUGAGCAGUUCAGCAAUGAUAGUAUUAGAAUAGUAUCUCUAGACCAUCUCAGGAAAUUGUUAUCUUCCCAGCAUCCUACGUUACCAUGCUUUUACACAAGUUGUGAAGUUGUUUUGUCUUCCAGACUAGGUGAAGAUUUUUAAAAACAAAAACAUGACCCUAACAAAAGUACUGGAGGAACUCGGCAGGUCAGGCAGCAUCUAUGCAGAGGAAUAAACUAUAUUCUGGUAAUUCCUCCACCAUCCCUCCUUCUCUCUCUAUCCAAUCCGCAUCCUGGUUAUCCAGUCACCCCUUCUCUUCUCCUCACCUGCUCAUCACCUCCCUCUGAUUCCCGCCCUCCUUCUUCCCUUUCUCCCAUUGCCCACUAUCCUCUCACAUUAGAUUCCUUUUGUUCCAUCUAUUACCCACCAGCUUCUCAUUUUAUCCACUUUGCCCCUCACUUGGUCUCACCUAUCACCUGCCAGCUUAUACUCCUUCCCUUCCCCUCACCUUCUUAUUCUGGCGACAUCCUGCUUCCUUACCGGGUCUUGGGCCGAAACAUCGACUGUUUAUUCCUCUACGUGGUUGCUGCCUGACCUGCUAAGUUCCUCCAGCAUUUUGUGUGUGUUGCUCUGGAUUUCCAGCAACUGCAGAAUCUCCUGUGUUUGUAAAUAACUAUCCAUGUUACUUUUAAGUAGAAGCAGGUUCAUUUAUCUUGCGUGUGACAGACAAUGCCAGUGCAAGAAAAAGAAUUGCACUUAGCCAUUACAAGAUGAAAAAAAGGUAAUGUUGUGAAAAAUUUGGUUUGUGUCAUUAAAUCCACCGUAUAGUUCAAUGUGUGACAAAAUCUGCAAAUAAAUUCAGAAGUGAACUUGUUUUUCUGCUUCUGUGAUAUUAAGUGUAUCACUUCUAAUUACUGAAAUUGAAUGAUUAAGUCUACAUUACAGGAUCUAAGUUAUAAAAAAAGUUAUCUUUAUUGUGUGUCAGUGGUGAACUGAAGGAGUUUUCUAUUUAAUUUUAAAGGUUACUCAAAAAUAAAUUAAUAUUGUGUUGAUACUGUUAACUUUAAGAUGAUAAACACAGUAUGAAAUUUUAACGAGUUGAGAAACUGGUUUCUGGUAGACAGAUUAUUUCCAUUUUUAUUUUAAAUUCACAGUUGAUGGUAAUUUUAUGUCUUCCUGUGUUCUGCACAUUUAAUCACAGAACAAAAUCACUAGUAUUCAUCAAUUUUCAUAAAAUUGUCUAAUUUCAGAUAAUUAUGAUUUAAGGUUUUUAUUACUAUCUGAAAGUAUGGUAGUGACCAUUAUUUUUGUAAGGAUUCCCAAAGCAAUGUAAAAAAAAAUGUUAAAGUAAUCCAUUGUCUUAGUUCAAAUGAUAUAUGUGCACUUCCCAGGCAUUGUUUCCUAGUUAAGGAUAGCAUCCAACUGUCAGCUAUUAAAUAUUAGAGGAAAUUAUUUUUUGUAAUGUCAUAUCUGUUAAUAAAAGCAAUAAAGACUUAUUGCAUUGAUGAAUGUGAUUUAUAAACCUUUGUUUAUGAAGAAAAUAACUGAAGGAUUGUGUUGUUUUGUAACUUUGAAUUA